Plenodomus lingam JN3 is the source of this 1536-nucleotide messenger RNA. RefSeq lists its product as uncharacterized. Gene Ontology annotation, molecular function: histone H4 acetyltransferase activity. The record is from RefSeq and is a predicted model, not a curated record. NCBI's taxonomy places the organism in Eukaryota, Fungi, Ascomycota, Dothideomycetes, Pleosporales, Leptosphaeriaceae. Gene Ontology annotation, cellular component: nucleus. Gene Ontology annotation, biological process: subtelomeric heterochromatin formation.
AUGGAAUUCGAUUUGGAAGAGUGGGUGACCAACUCAAACGAGUGCUUCUUCCUCAAUCUAUACCGCUCUGUGGAUGGCGAUGGUGAGCCUAAACGUGUGCUCGAUUCCUUCAAUCCCACCUGCACAUACACCGUCAUCGACGAACAAGAGACCAUCGCCGGCUAUAAGAACCCUCGAAUCGAGCUCGACUUUCGUGCAAACGACCUCAAGCCGAAGCUGAAGAUUCAAUUUGAUGCGCAAUUAGAUCUCAAGAAGAUCUCGCCAGAACUCACCCAAGUCGACCUCUCACCAGACUUGUUUCGCGAACAUCUGCCAGCGGCGACUAACGAUGCGACCGAACCUACCUCGAAAGAAUGGAAGCCGCCUGGCGAGUGUCUGAAGAGCUUCACCCUGCACGGAAAACAGUACGAGAUCUGGAAGGCGUCCAUGGCCGAUGAUGCCGCGAGACAAAUAUGGACCAACAUGAAAAUCCUUGUGCUCUUGUUCAUCGAAGGCGCGACAACCGAAGGUCUCGAUGAUGAAGAGACAUUCGAUCGGUGGUCCUUAUAUCUCCUGUACGAAGUCACGCCCAUACAAGACGCGGCCCAUUCUCCAUACACUCUUGCUGGCUUCUCGACUUCGUAUCGCUCCUGGAUUUUCCCCACCUUCGACAUCAUGCGCGCGACCAAACAACUUCCCUCUCCACCACCAGAAUCUGCAAAUGGCGAUAAAAAAUACACACCUCCUCGCCUCACACAGGAUCCCACCACGUUCCUCUUCAACGAGAAGAUCAAUCAUCUCGAGACGCCAUCAAGAGAGCGUAUUUCGCAGUUCUUGGUCCUAACUCCAUACCAAGGCCAGUCCUUAGGCAGCAGGCUGUACGAAACUAUCUUCCAAGAUCUCCUCGCCAAGCCCUUCAUCUACGAGAUUCCUGUCGAGGAUCCAAGCGAGGCAUUCGAUGCCAUGCGCGACUAUAGCGAUAUCGCGUACCUCCGCACACUUCCUGCUUUCCAGUCCCUAUCGGUUGCGUCAAAUCUGACACCAGAAGCACUCCGGAAAGAUGCUCCUAUCCCACGUGACCAGAUUCUAGGCAACGGCACUGAUCUCGAAGAGCUUCGUCUCCAAACCAAGAUCGUCUCCCGCCAGUUCUACAGGAUGGUCGAGUUACACCUCCUCUCCACCAUCCCACAGAACCAUCGCAACCGUGCACGUAUCACGCGCAAGGCCAAAUCUAGUAAUGAGAAUGAUAGGAAAUACUACUUUUGGCGUCUAGCGCUUAAGCAUCGCAUCUAUAGCCAGAAUGCAGAUGCGUUAGAUCAAAUGGAGGUGACAGAGAAGGUCGACAAGAUCGAAUCGGCGGUCGACAGUCAGCAGGAGGAGUUCGAGGAGCGGUUGGAGGGUAUCGAGAAGAGGCUAGAAUGGAUGGCAGAGGAAGGUUCAUCAUCAAAUGGGGCGAGAAGCAAGGGCAAGCGGCGGAGAGCAGUAGUUGAAGAUGAGGAGGACGAGUGGGAGGACAUGGAUGUCGCGUCUGUUAGUUCUAAGCGGGCGCGAGCUUGA